AUGAGCACCACGAAAGUGUUCAGCGUCAAUGGCAUGACUUGCCAAUCAUGUGUUAAAAACAUCGAACGAAAUGUCGGUAAAAUCGAUGGUGUAAAAUCCGUUAAAGUGUUAUUGGAUGAAAAAGAAGCCCAUGUGGAAUUCGACAGUGAUAAAACAACCGAUCAAAACGAUAGAGAAAAACCAGACGAAUUGGGUUUCGAUGAUUCAUUUCAAAUAUUUGCGAACAAUUUAAUCCUCUACAUUAUAGUGAGACUCGCGCAUCUGACAACUUCAUAUCUGACCAAUGAAUACUCAUCAGUACAAUACGAAGGAUUUGAAUUCAACCUUACAAUACAAUUCUGUUGCUUCCGACUUUUUACUAUCGGAGAAGAAUUUUCAGUCGGAAGAUAUGACAAAAUUUAA
Adineta ricciae is the source of this 402-nucleotide messenger RNA. NCBI's taxonomy places the organism in Eukaryota, Metazoa, Rotifera, Eurotatoria, Adinetida, Adinetidae. The record is from the annotation of a GenBank genome assembly.